Closterium sp. Yama58-4 is the source of this 1356-nucleotide messenger RNA. NCBI's taxonomy places the organism in Eukaryota, Viridiplantae, Streptophyta, Zygnematophyceae, Desmidiales, Closteriaceae. The record is from the annotation of a GenBank genome assembly.
AUGGAUCCGUCCGCCGCUCCAGUCCGCGAGUGUACCGCGGAGAGCGAACCUGCUCCCCGCCCGCUUCCUCCUCCGCGUCCCGCUGCGAGCGUCCCUGUUGUUCCGUUGUCCGCGGCGGAUCAGAUACGCCGCCGUUUCGAAGAUCAGCGGCGCGAGCUGGCGCGGGACUCGCCACGUAAGGAUCAGACGCGCGAGGCACCCGGUGUGCGCUCCUACGAGGAGGCCGUGGCGCACCGGGGGCGCUCGCCUCGGCGACGUUCGUCGGUGACGCGCGAGGAUGGGAGGGCAGGCCACCGCGAGGAUCGCCGUGGAGAGUCUCGGUCGCCACGUCCGCCGCGGUCGCCCCGCUUGCCUCGUUCGCACCGCCGCGUGGCGUCGCGCAGCCAGUCCCGAGAUCGCCGGACGCGUCGUCUCCAGUCCCCCGUUCGCCAAUCGGCACGUCAUUGUUCGCCUGAUCGCUGCGCCUCUCGUCACCGUUCCCCGUCCGCACGUUCGCCGCGGCUGUCAAAGCGUCAGCGGCUCUACUCUCCUCGUCGCACGCCGCGAUCUCCUGGCCGCCAGCGCCAGCGCGUCCCGUCGCGCCAGCCAUCACCCGUGCGCUCGAAUGCAAGUGGUCAAGGACGACCUGGGCGGCCGGGAGGCAAUGCUCGCGGCGGGGCAGUGCGUCGUGCGCCGUCCGCAAUGGAUCGUCUUUUCCAGAGACUGGACGGCGUGGAGAAGGCGCUCCACCGUGUGAAUGCGGAGUCAUCGUCUCAAACUGCGCCUCCAGCUGCUCCCGUCACUCCCCUCGCCGCUCUCCUGCCGCACAACCCAGAGGGGUCCCUUGUGCGUCCUGGCCGCCCACUGCCUGCAGGGGCGUGUUUCCAGGGCGCGGGUGGUGGGGAUCCCUGGGGCCCGUUUGUUCCACCGCGCCCUGCCCUCCCUCCCCGUGAUCACGCCGUGACGUCUCGCCGAGCUCGCUCCACUGCAGCCCUUCCACCGACGAAAGAAGUGCCCACGGCGACCCUGGCGCGGUUGUGGUCGCUGGCGGAGAGUCUGCAGAGUCUUGAACAGAUUCUCCUGGAGUCGCAUGGCUCCAUGUCGGUGACCCCACCGAGCACGUUCUCUCAGAUUCCGCGAGCAAAGUGUCACGCGGCGGCGUCAACACUAUUCGCGUACGUGUCGCCACUACAGGUUGCGCCCUCGCCGGGAGUAGUCUCGGCCACCCAGCUGGCUGAGAAGGCCCUGGAUCUGAAGACGCUUGUAGCAGCUCGCGGAACUCCUGUUGACGUUGUCGGCGCCACCGCGUCAGUGGUCCGCUUGAUGUGGUUGACCACGCGCGAAAUGCUAGGUGAGCUUGAGGCGGACCGCAUGUAG